GAUGAGGGGGUGGCCGCGGGUCUGUGACCUGGCGCUGGGUCCCCAUGGCUGCUCUGUCCCCCUCGCUGGUGGGUGCGGUGCUGGCGCACUCGGGCCGGCUGGAGAAGGAGGAUCUGAGCUCCCGGAUCGCCCGGCUCUCCCGCCGCGUGGGGGAGCUGAGGGGAGAAGUCUGCAACAUGAUUAACAAGAAGUAUAACGAGUUCCUCCCGAGCAUGCAGAGCGCUGAGGACUUGGUGACACAAGUGGACAGUCUGUCCGGCAACAUCGACCUACUGAAAUCCAGGAUCGAAAAUGAGGUCCGGCAAGAUCUGAACGUGGCCAUUGCGGAAUUUACUGAACUGAAGCAGCAGCUGGAGCGAGACUCGUUAGUUCUGAGUGUGCUGAAACAGCUACAAGAGUUUGAUAGGGCUAUUAAAGACUAUAGCACCGCAUUACUGGAAAAGAAGUAUGUGGCAGCAGCUCGCCAUCUGGAAAAGGCACGAAGUAGUUUGAAAAUGCUAGAAUCCCGCAAAGGCUUUGAGCUGAAGGUUCUGAAGGCACUAGGCACGGGGCUGACGGUGCAGACCCAGAACAUGCUCUAUCACCUGGGAGAAGAGUGGCGGCAAAUGGUUUUGUGGAAGCUUCCUCCGUCAAAAGAAAUCAGCAGUGCAGAGACAGUGAUGCAGAUGGAGUUGCACUUAUGCACCAUGCCAUUGAAGGAAGAUGAGCUCUCUGGACCACCUGUUGCUUCUGUGCUCCAGGCAUUUGCUGUGCUAGGAGAACUGCACACCAGGCUUAAACUUUUUGGCCAGUUACUGCUGAAGUACAUCCUCAAGCCACUGAUCUCUUAUCCCUCCCUUCGUCCCCUGCUGGAGGAGCAGCCUGACACCGUCGUCUUGCCCUUUGAGUCUGCGGAGCCUAAUCUGGAGCAUCCAUCCCCAGUGGAGGUUUUUGGCAAGAUCACGCUGGUGCUUGAAGUUCUUCACAAACACUUGUUGAAUGUCUCUCUCGAUGUGUGUGGGGAAAACGAGAAGGACUCCAGAGUGGUAUUGGCAGAGAUGCUGGGUGACAUGGUCUGGGAGGAGAUAUCUGGCUGCCUCAUUCAGGAAUGUCUGGUGUACUCGAUUCCAGCAAACAGCAGCAAACUAGAGCAAUACGUCGAGGUGAUUAAAUCCACUGAGGACUUUGAAAAACGCUUGAAGAACAUGGGGUUUUUAAAAGGAGAUGCCACGGACUUACUGAAAUACGCCCGCAAUGUCAAUUCCCACUUUGCUAACAAAAAAUGCCAGGACGUGAUCGUGGCAGCCAGAAAGUUGAUGACCUCAGAAAUACACAACACUGUAAAGAUCACACCUGAUUCCUCGGUAGCGGUACCAAAACUGCCUGACCCUGGGGCAGGUGAUCAUUUAAAAAUGCAAAAAGCCUCCAAAAUGCUGCACAACGAGCUGAUAAAUUUGGAGAAUGAGACCAGACUGAGCCAGCACACAUUCUCUCUGCCUACCUGCCACAUCAGUGUGUCUGUGGAGAAAUUGAUGGAGUUGGCUUAUCAGACCCUGUUGGAGGCUACAGCCAGCACAGAUCAGUGUUGUAUCCAGCUCUUUUACUCAGUGCGAAAUAUCUUCCAUUUGUUCUAUGACGUCGUGCCAAUUUAUCACAAAGAGAACCUUCAGAAACUGCCCCAGCUCGCUGCCAUUCAUCACAACAACUGUAUGUACAUUGCCCACCACUUGCUGACCCUGGGGCAUCAGUUCCGGUACCGCCUUACCAACAUACUGUAUGAUGGAGCAGCUACUUUCGUAGAUCUGGUACCUGGCUUUAGGAGACUCGGGAUGGAGUGUUUUCUGGCCCAGAUGCGUGUGCAGAAAGGAGAGCUGCUGGAGAGAUUAUCAAGUGCAAGGAACUUUUCCAACAUGGACAAUGAGGAAAACUGUUCUGCAGCCAACAAAGCAGCAAGGCAGGUUCUGCACCAGCUGAAGAGACUUGGCAAAGUAUGGCAAGAUGUGCUUCCGGUCAACAUCUACUGCAAGGCCAUGGGGACCUUACUGAACACAGCACUCAGCGAGAUCAUUAAUAGAAUCACUGCCCUCGAGGAUAUCUCUGCUGAGGACGCUGACAGAUUGCACUCCCUGUGCAGGAUCAUGCUGGAAGAAGGACCUUUGGUGUUCACUCCAUUACUGGAAGAGAACAAAAAUAAGAAAUACCAGGAGGAGGUUCCAGUCUAUGUGCAGAAAUGGAUGAUGUUCAAAGAGCUGAUGAUUAUCCUGCAGGCCAAUCUCCAAGAAAUAGUAGAUCGAUGGGCGGACGGCAAAGGGCCCCUUGCAGCUGAAUUCUCCCCCACUGAGGUAAAGAGUUUAAUCCGAGCCUUGUUCCAGAACACAGAGAGGAGAGCAGCGGCCCUUGCGAAAAUUAAAUAGCCUUGCGUUUACUCCUGUGCAAUAGACCUUUUCCUGGGAAAGCAACAGUAAAUCUGGCAUCAAACUCU
Molecule: messenger RNA, 2461 nt
Organism: Gopherus flavomarginatus (Mexican gopher tortoise)
Lineage: Eukaryota; Metazoa; Chordata; Testudines; Testudinidae
Product: centromere/kinetochore protein zw10 homolog
Exons: 16
Coding region: 45-2393 (782 amino acids)
Biological process (GO): endoplasmic reticulum to Golgi vesicle-mediated transport; mitotic cell cycle; mitotic spindle assembly checkpoint signaling
Cellular component (GO): chromosome, centromeric region; RZZ complex; nucleus
Source: RefSeq, a predicted model, not a curated record